This is a messenger RNA of Thecamonas trahens ATCC 50062, 3562 nucleotides long. RefSeq lists its product as uncharacterized. The transcript has 2 exons. Bases 1 to 3546 code for a protein of 1181 amino acids. Lineage: Eukaryota; Apusomonadida; Apusomonadidae. The record is from RefSeq and is a predicted model, not a curated record.
AUGAGCCAGGGGACGUUCUUUACGCCGCAAGCGCCGCGCAUCUCUCAGAUGGUGGCAACGCCACCUGGAUCUGCGCCUGGUCGGCAGCAGGCGAGUCGUCCAGCCGCCGGAGGCACGACAGCCGAUGACCUCGAGGGCCUCGAGGCUAUGGUGGCGCAUAUGUCUGCGCUUGGCGAGCAGUCGUCGAUGCAGCGAAGCGAGUUGGAUGCGCUGGAGAGCCAGCUGGCUCAGCUCCAAGAGCACCGCAACAACCUUACUCAGCUCCAGUCGCUGCUCGAGUCGAACAAGGACGAGCAGACCAUUUCACUCGUCGCCAACUACCUGGAGACGCUUGUGCCGUCGAUCGAGGCGGCAGCCGAGGUCGAGGCUGAGGCCGAGGCUGGGGCAUCCGCUGGUGCCGAUGCCGGUGCUGCCUACCUCGCCGCCCUGCAGUCGCAGGUGCAGGCGCAGGGCGACGACGCCGAGUUCGACGACGACGCCGAGCCCGAGGAUGCCAACGCGCUGUAUGAGCAGUACAUGGCGCUGAUGGCCGAGAAGCAGCAGCUCGAGGCCAUGCGCGACAUGCAGAUUGCCGCGCAGCAGGAGCUUCGCGCUGCAACCGCCGCCGCCGAGCAGCGCCAGGCCUCACCGUCGCCGGCCAAGGCUCCGCGCCAGGCCUCGGCCCCGCCGCCGUCCGCCGCCGUCCGCCGCGACAUCUUCUCGCCGGCCAAGCCGCGCGCCUCGUCGCAGGCCCCGCCGCUCGCCCGCAGCUCCUCGCAGCCACUCACGGCCGAGGACGCCGCCAACAUGCCAGUCGAAGACCUCGCCGAGCUCCGCAAAGCCCACUUGCUCAACCUCCGCUGGCUGCAGGAGCAGCUGGUGAACCAGCAGGCGUCGCCGGCCAAGGCGAGCACCGCGCCAGUGACGGCGGCGGCGGCCCCUGCGCCGCGCCGCGAGGCCUCGCGUGAAGAGCUUGACGAAGACGGCAUCUACAACCUGCUUGCCACCGUCCAGCGCGAGUCGAGCGCUGGCGGCAACUCGGUCAACAUCCUCGACCAGCUCGCCGCCCAGUGGUCGCAGCUCCAGUCUCAGUACACGCAGCAACGCAAGGCCACGCCCCCGCAGGCGCUCUCGGCCUCGUUUGCCGCGUCGGCGUCGGCCUCGUCGCCGGCCGAAGCCCCGCGCCCCGCACGCGCUGCAUCGCACUCGCCGUCGCGCUCCGCUCAGCAGGCGCACGCGCCGGUGCCGGGCCCGGCCUUUGAGGCCCAGGCUGCCGAGAUGGAGGCGCUCCAGGCCCGCAUCGGCGGCCUGUACGACAUGCUCGGCGCAACUCGCGACGACAUUGCCGCCGUGUCGGGCGACAACGUGUUUGGCGCGUACGCUGCCGGCGAAGACGGUUCGGUCUCCGAGGCCGACUCGCUUUCAACCCGCUUCCUUGAGGACGAGCUGUAUGCCUCGAACAUCAAGUUGCAGGACCUGCAGCUUGCCGUCUCGUACGCCAAGUCGCUCUCGUCGCGCGCCGAGCAAAAGGCGUUCUUUAAGGACUUUGUCCGCUACUUUAGCGACUCGCAAGAGUCCGAGUCAGAGGCCGGGCAUGGGUCCGACGCCCGCGCCAGCGGCGUUCCCUCCGGCGCCGCGGCCCCAGACGUGCUCUCGCUCGACUCGGCACACCCUGCCGGAACUGCCGACCUGCUCGCAACGCUCAACGCCGAGCUCGCGCGCGCCGGAAGCUACAGUGGCGGCCAUGACGAUGGCGACGAUGGCGCGUCGUCGGUGGCCUCAGUCGGCCUCGACUCGGCCGUCUACGAGGCUGCCGUGCAGUUUAUUGUCCGCGUCGAAGACGACCCGAGCUACGUCUCGCAGCUCUUUACCCUGCUCGCGCAGUUUGACACGCCGCUCCUUCGGGUCCGAGUCCUCGCCUCGCUCGACCGCCUCCUGCACGAUGUCACCGCCGAGGCCGCGUACCUCGACGAGCACGCGCCCAAGGUCGGCGCCAAGCGGCACCCGACCGACGAUGAUGAGCUCCGCGAGCGGUCCGCCGAGACCCGCACCGCACGCAAGCGAGCCCGCAAGCUCAAGAAGGCCCCGCCGCCGGCCAAGAAGGAGCGUCCGCCGCGGACCGUCACCUUUGACGCUCCGCUGGCUGCCGGCGGCACCGCCACCGUCGACGACGACCCGACCACCACUGUCAUUCGCAACAAGAUCAUGGAGGAGAUGCAUGCCCUCGACCAGAUCAACUACUUUAUUCAGUCGGUCCAGGACUCGCCGAACAAGUUUGCUGUCGACUCGCCGACCACGCCACGCGCGGUGGUGACCUCGCGGCCCGUCGCCGCUGCUCCCGUCGCCGCCGCCGCUGCUCCCGCCGCUGCAGCCUACGACUACGCCGAGUCGGUCAACGACGACGAGCCUUCGCUCGCAUCCGAGGACGAGGGCGAGUCGCCCGAAGACGCCCGGUUUUACGAGGCGACCCGUGCAGAGCGUCACGUCUCGAUCACGCCCGAGCCGCCGACCCAGCGCCCCGACGCCACCGGUGAGCUCUCGGCUGCCGACUCGGCGACGGCGUCGACCUCGCAGGCCCGCGCCAUGGAGGACGAGCUUGCCGCCGCCCGCGCCGAGCUCGAGUACCACCAGUCGCGCAAGGCCGCCCUCGAGGCCCGCCGCGCAGACCUCCUUGCCCAGCAGCAGGCCAUCGUCGACAUGGCGCGCUCGGCCGGGAUCGACCCGGCCGCCCUUGGGCUGGACCUCGGCGAGUUUGCGGGCGAGGAGGCCGCGGACGAAGCUGUCGAGCAGGAAGCUCAGACUCCCGCCGAGGGCGACAACGACGGUGGCGACGGCGACGGCGACGGCGACGACGAGUCGACAACCUCGUCGAUGGAGGCCACGAUGAACCACAUCCUCACCAACUACCACGUCGACGUCUACAUCAACGACGCGCUCCUCACCGAGUUUGGCAAUCUGUUCAAGGCGCUGGCGGCCAUGCCCGAGUCGGGCGGCAAGUUUAACGACGUCGUCCGCCAGAUCCUCGAGGGCCUCUUUGCCGAGUUCAAGUACACCAAGCUCAACCGGCCCGUCGACACCAACGAGUUUGCCGCGUUCUCGGACAUCCUCGCGCGGUACUCUGGUAUGGACAUUGCCGUCUUUGAGGAGGAUGUGCUCAAGGAUCUCAAGGACAUGCUCUUCACCCACCUCAUCACCCUCUCGCUCACCGACCAGCUCGCCGACGAGGAGGCGACCCGCACCCAGCUCCAGGCACAGGCCACCGCCGUCGCUCACCAGCAGCGGCAGACCAGCCCGCCGGCUCAGCCCUCUGCUCAGACUCAGACCCAGGCCCCGGCGCCCGACAACGACGCCGCAAACGCGGCUGGCGUCGCUAUCGAGGACGUCUUCUCGCUCCUCGCCGCUUACGACCAGGCUGCCGCUGCGCAGUCGCCGGCCGAGAACCGCGAGGGCCCGAGCCACGACAACGGCAGUGCCGGCCAGGGUUACCCGGCGUACUCGCGCCACCUCGAGGGCUUCCUUGCCGGCGGCGCUGACGGCAACACCGACCCCGCGGCGCACCCGAACUAAAACCAAACCCGCUACC